CCUUUCCCACGAAACCCCGCUACAGCUUGUCCCACAGGGUCUUUAUCAUUUUCUAGUUCCUGGAUUAUAGGAUGGGUCAAUUGAUUCUAUAGUCUCAUUAAAUCUGACACUGGCCUUUCAAAACCCCACUGGAAUGUACCAGCCUUUUUGGAGGCCGACAGCGCUGAUCAGAUACAACCAUUUGCACUGCUUCACAGUCCGGAACUUCUCCAAAAUGGGGCGCACAUAUAAUGAUGCUAUCGUCGCGCUCAAUUCGCUUCAGUCGAAUUACUCGAUUGUCCAGAAGAUCCGCAAAUCGGGGGGACGGAUGAAUGAGCAAGCCAUGACUGAGAUGGUAGAAUGGUGUGAAAAGGUUGGAUACAAGCCAUCGGACUUUAACAAGCUGAAUGUAAUCCAUAUCGCGGGGACGAAAGGCAAGGGCUCGACAUGCGCUUUCAUCUCUUCGAUUCUUUCUCAGUACGCCCACCUACAGACUUCCCAGGGCGUCGAGUCGUCCUCCGAGCCGAAAAUCAGCAAAAUCGGCCUUUACACAUCCCCACACCUUCGAUUCGUCCGCGAACGGAUACAAAUUAAUAACACACCGCUCUCCGAGGAGCAAUUUGCUAAAUACUUCUUCGAAAUAUGGGAUCGAUUGGAAGAAUCUGCGCGAAAAAGUGGCAUGGACCCCACCGACCCGGCCGGAAAGCCCAUCUACUUCCGGUACCUUACGCUUAUGGCAUGGCAUACGUACCUGAGAGAAGGUGUGGAUGCCGCCAUUAUAGAGUGUGGGAUUGGAGGGGAGUAUGAUAGUACAAAUAUUUUGGAUAAACCUAUUGUUGCAGGUAUUUCGAGCUUGGGGAUUGAUCACGUUGAGCUGCUAGGUGAUUCAAUCGAACAGAUUGCCUGGCAUAAAGCUGGAAUUAUUAAGCCCGGAUCGAUAGCCUAUACCGCGCCACAGCCAGAAGCGGCUUUGGAUGUUUUGAAGCGGAGAGGAGAAGAGAAGGGAGUCGAAGUGGAAGUUGCCUCAGGGCACCCGGAGCUAGCACCUGGAAAAGUUCAAUUGGGCUUGUCGGGCGAUUUUCAAUAUAAGAAUGCGGAACUGGCGGUGGCUAUCUCAACUUCGUUUUUAAGAGCAAGAGGCGUUGCGGAUGUGCCAUCGUAUGCUAACGGGGAGCCUCUAACAGAGCCAAUUCUACGAGGCCUGGAAAAUACCCGCUUGGCCGGAAGGUGUGAGGUCAGGCGAGAGAAGAAUAUUGCCUGGCACAUUGACGGAGGCCAUACGCCAGAAAGCAUUGAAGCCACGGGGAGAUGGUUCUCUUCGCAGCCGUACACCAGGAAUGCUCUGGAUGGAGGAAAUGGCAAGACUCAGGUCUUGAUAUUUAACCAGCAAUCUCGUGACAGUUCUGCUCUAGCGCGUGCCCUCUAUAGCAUAUUGUCCGCAGGAAAUUGCUCCUUUACCCAUGCCGUGUUCUGCACGAAUGUCACAUUUAAAGAAGCAGGAUAUCGGCCGGACCUUGUGAGUAUAAAUGCAAAUGCCACAGAGGUGGAGAAAUUGAGCGUGCAAAACAGCCUCGCAAAGAUGUGGCGGGAGAUGUCGCCAGAUACCACCGUUGAAGUGAAAGGCACGAUUGAAGAGGCGGUUGAAUAUGCCCGAAAUCUAGCAUCUGGCGAAGGCGAUGCUAUGGUCUCCGUACUUGUGACGGGCAGUCUACACCUAGUUGGCGGCCUGAUUGAGGUAUUAGAGACGAAGCCUUGGCCAGAGUGAGGUAACAAACCCGGUUAUAACUGUAUAACAUCGCAUUUUUCAACAAUCUUUAAAACAUGAUGUUUGACUAAACCUCCACGGGGUUUCUUCCCCUUUCUAAGAGUCAUCUCUCCCGCAUGGGUUUCAACGCCCUUACAGAUUUCCGCAUCCUUAUCUCCAAAAGAUUCUGCAGCACCGCGCACGUUUAGUUUUGCAAAACAGGUUUUCCCGAUGUGUCCUGGAUCAAUAAUCCCGCCCCAAAGCUGAAUCCCCCCUUACUUUUCCUAGCUUGGUGGAUUCAGCGUGUUUGCCCAGUUAUCUUACCAGUGGGAUAUUUCUAACCUCCUCCGCUGGGGGUCCCGCCCUGGCGGAAGGCCAUUAGGAAUCGGGGUUGGUGGUUCUGGGAAAACAGCAAGGACGAGCUUUCGCUUCUGGUACACUUUUGGCUGAGACAUCAUUUAUUUAUUUCCCGCUUCUUGUAAAGAAGAGCGGGUUGGCAUCACUUUUCUUUGUUGUACACAUUAUCAUAGAUUGCGGGGCAGAGUAGUUAGUAUUAUCUGGCGGCGAUGCCUCAUUUUGCGGUGGCGGCGGGGUGGAACUGGCGGACAGACGCUGCGAACAAAGCUAAACGGGAACUCGUUACACCUGA
This is a messenger RNA of Coccidioides immitis RS, 2372 nucleotides long. Its product is annotated as FolC protein. Gene Ontology annotation, biological process: tetrahydrofolylpolyglutamate biosynthetic process. The record is from RefSeq and is a predicted model, not a curated record. Lineage: Eukaryota; Fungi; Ascomycota; Eurotiomycetes; Onygenales; Onygenaceae. The coding region runs from base 134 to 1744 and encodes 536 amino acids. Gene Ontology annotation, cellular component: mitochondrion; cytoplasm; cytosol. The transcript has 3 exons. Gene Ontology annotation, molecular function: ATP binding; tetrahydrofolylpolyglutamate synthase activity.